AUGUUUCAGUCUGCGCGUCGCUCCGCCUACACUCCACCUCACCUUGCGCACCGCUCCGCCUCCGCCGUGAUGCCUCCCAGCCGCUGCUCGAGCUCCGGCUACCGUGGUGUGCGCGCGCAUCUGAACGGGAAGUUCUACGCCGAGAUCCGUAGCCGUGAGGAGCGCAUCGGGCUCGACAUGUUCGAGAUGGCGCACGAGGCGGCGCACGCGUACGGCGCGGUCGUCUGGCGCCUCGGCCAUUCUCGGCGGUCGGUGAACUUCUCGGAUGUUUGGAUGCGGCAGCAGGUGGAAGACCUUGCGCCACCGCCGCAGGCCAUCACACAGGAGGCGAGGCAGUGGCAGCGUGAGCUCGAAUGGCACCUCCUUGUCACUGAGCGGGACAAGCGCAUGCACCUCGAAUGGGCGUGGUGCUUCCCGGAGGACGUGACCACAGAGGUUGCCUUCUAUGCCGAGAAGGAAGAGCAGAAGUGA
Messenger RNA from Lolium perenne, 471 nucleotides. RefSeq lists its product as uncharacterized. Gene Ontology annotation, molecular function: DNA binding; DNA-binding transcription factor activity. Gene Ontology annotation, biological process: regulation of DNA-templated transcription. The record is from RefSeq and is a predicted model, not a curated record. Lineage: Eukaryota; Viridiplantae; Streptophyta; Magnoliopsida; Poales; Poaceae.